AUGGUAGACGCAGUCGAGCCUGUCGAGGUAGCUGUUGACUCUGGUGCCGCUAGGGGUGCUGAGCCUGCGGGUGCCGGGUCUGGAGGUGCUGAGCCUAGCGGUGCGGAGCCUGGGGUUGCUGAGUCUAGGGGUGCUGAGUCUGCGGGUGCCGGGUCUGGGGGUGCUGAGCCUAGGGGUGCGGAGCCUGGGGGUGCUGAUCCUGGGGGUACGGAGCGUGGGAUGCGGAGCGUGGGGGUGCUGGGUCUGCUCGUGUGGCCUCUGGCGGUGCUUCGUCCAGUCGGGAGCUACCCUCUCCGCAGGAGCUGCGCGAGUGGUUUGCCCGGCGCUGGAGCCGUGCUGCUGGAGCUAGAGGUGUUACUAUUGCUGCUGGUCCUGGAGGUGCUCGUACUGGCGGUACUGGAGCUGCUGGGACGUGGACUGCUGUUGGGGCUAUUGGAGUUGGUCCUGCUGGAGGUACUGCUGAAGCUGUUGGCGGUACUGGAGCUGACGGUCCUGCUCGAGCCGCUGGAGCUAGAGCAGCUGGGGGUGUUGGCGCUGGAGGUGCUGCUGGCGCUGGUGCUUCUGAGGGUGCUGGAGUUGGCGCUGUUGGAGUUGGGGGUGCUGCUGGCGCUGGUGCUGCCGCUGGGGGUACUGUCGCGGUCACAGUUACAGCCCGCCUCCCCCUUACCUGCUCCUUCUCCCUACACUGGUCCUACUGGAGGUCUUGCUGAGCGUCGUGAGCCUGCGUCUCGUCCUGCGUCGCCUGUUCGUGCUGCUCGCACUAGUAGUCAUGCUCCGCGUCAGCGUCCUCCUGCCAUCCCGGGCGCACACGAGAUGGCACUGCGUCCUUCCACUGCUCCUCUGCGUGUCCCGCUGCCGUCUCCUCCAGAGUCCUCUCUUCCUGUCCUUGCUGACCCAGAGUAUGCCUCUCUUCGUGUUGCCAGUCCUACUCUGACACGUCUCCUGGCUACUGUUGUGACUGACCCUUCCUUUGAGUCCACUUUUGCGUCUGCCUUGGUUGCUGAGCUUGUCGACUUUGCUUCUCGCUGUCGUCUAGACUACGCCACUAGUCUUGUUGCUCUGUCUGAGGCUGCGAUCGAGGGUCCCUACUCCUCUCAGUGGCAGUCAGCCAUGGACGCAGAGAUGGCUUCCUGGAAGUCCACAGGCACCUAUGUCGACGAGGUUCCCCCACCUGGUGCGAACAUCGUCAGUGGCAUGUGGAUUUUCAGGGUGAAGCGGCCGCCGGGUUCUCCGCCUGUCUUCAAGGCGCGUUACAUGGCUCGAGGCUUCAGUCAGCAGCAGGGAGUUGACUACUUUCAGACCUUCUCUCCCACCCCGUGGAUGACCACUCUUCGGGUGCUGCUGCACAUAGCCGCUCAGCGGGACUACGAGCUCCACUCUCUUGACUUCUGCACAGCUUUCCUGCAGGACAGCCUGCACGAGGAGAUCUGGCUGCGCUGCCCACCUGGCUCCACUGGGUCGUUUCCUCCUGGUACCCAGUGGAGCCUCCGGCGGUCAUUCUACGGUCUCCGCCAGGCGCCCCGUGAGUGGCACGACACACUGAGGACUACACUUGCGGCUCUUGGGUUUGCUCCUUCUACAGCCGACACGUCGCUGCUUCUACGCUCCAACACCUCUUUGCCGCCGUUCUACAUCCUCGUGUACGUCGAAGACUUGGUCAUUCCCAUUGCUGACACUGCUGGACUCGCCCACGUGAAGUUUGAGCUGCAGAAGAGACACACGUGCACAGACCUGGGUGAAGUGCGCAGCUACCUUGGCUUGCGGAUCACCCGGGACAGAGCACAGCGCACCAUUACCCUGACUCAGUCACACAUGGUGCAGCAGGUCCUUCAGCGCUUCGACUUCACGUACUCCUCGCCUCAGGCCACUCUGUCUACUCGCCACUCGCUCUCAGCUCAGCCUUCAGAUGAGUCCGUACAGCCGAAGCACAUGGCUGCAGCGAAGAGGGUGUUGCGCUACUUGUGCAGUACGUCGGGCAUGGGGCUAGUGCUUGGAGGGCGACGUCCAGUGGUCCUCACAGGUCACGCUGACGCUUCUUGGGCUGACGACCAGGCUACGCAGCGGUCGUCACAGGGUUACACCUUCAGCCUUGGUUCCGGCUCUGUUUCGUGGCGGUCCACCCGCUCGUCCUCUGUUCUCGGCUCCAGCUGUGAGGCUGAGAUCUACGCGGGGGCCAUGGCUGCGCAGGAGCUACGCUGA
Messenger RNA from Closterium sp. NIES-65, 2199 nucleotides. NCBI's taxonomy places the organism in Eukaryota, Viridiplantae, Streptophyta, Zygnematophyceae, Desmidiales, Closteriaceae. The record is from the annotation of a GenBank genome assembly.